AUGCAACUCAGCCAAAAUGUGGCGCGGGCUACGGUGCCCUCGUAUUACCACAUCCGCACCAAUCUUCCGCAGCGCAAGCCACAGAAUCAAUGGGAGGGCGUAUACUACUACAGCGGCAUCACGAAGCGCCAACAGCACGUCGUGCUGCUGCAGCGCAAGCGUGAACGAGAAAUGUACCUGCGCCAGUACAACCGGCAUGUCGCCUUCCUCCGUCGACAGUACGCGGCACAUCAUGAGAAGCCGCUUGCCUCGUUACCGGAGCGGCUGACGUUGGCCACUAAGCUGGCGAGCUUCGGCAUGCACAACGAAGCAGCCACAUUUGUGGACGCAAUGCAUCAUGGCAAGGAGCUACGCGCCAUGGACUACGUCCACCUGAUCAGCUCCCUGCGAGCCAGUGAUCUUGGCACCUGCAUCCUGCACAGCGAAGCGGCCUGUGACCCUGCCUUGACCUUUAAGCUGCUUGGUGACAACGCAGGCACGGAGCGGGCAACCGAAGCGUACCGGUGGUAUGACAUGGCCAUGUCGGCCCUAGGGCAUGGGUGCGCCAGCCUUCGACCUGAGUCGACCCCUGCCGCGUCUCAGCUGACAAACGCGCUCAUGCGCACCCUCAUGACGUGCGGCUACACGCAUGUGAAGGCCAUUCCCGACGCCGUAUAUGAUCGUAUGGGUGCCCGUGGCAUUAGCCCGACGGCAUCCACCUACGAUCACGUCAUCUUGGCGCUGGCGCUGACAGGAAACAUCGCAGAGGCCGAAGACGUCUUUCGCUUUGUGCGCCACCGUCACGCAGAGCACGUCACCAUUCAUGGCUACAACGCUCUGCUGCUCGGCAAUCGCGAGGCAAAGCUCUUUGACCGCUGUGAUGGCUUGUGGCAGGAACUCGUUGACUGCCGCUGGCCGCGCGCGAACCCACUGACAGCGGAGCUGUACCUCCGCAGCGUGGUGGACCACUCCUACACCCCUACCUCCGAGGGCUUGCAGCGGUUCGGCAGCGUUCAUGUGGUGGAAAAGAAGAAGGUGCCAAUCGUACUGACGCAGAUGGACGAGCUCGGCAUCCCGCGCACGCACCUCUCCGGCCCGCUGCGUGACGAGGUGGAGGAUGCGCUGCGCAAGUUCUCCAUAUACCGGAACCGCUUCUAUGAAUGGGGUCGAGCGGUGAAGCAGUUCGACUUCAUCGAGUUCCGCCGCCGCCACGGGUGGAUGUACGACCUUCAUCUCAUGAAGAACACAACCAAGAUGCUGCCGCCCAUCCGUGACCCGUCGCAGCCGGACAGCACGAUGGCCAGCGCCGCCAUGGUGGAGCUGCCCGCCUUCUUCACGGAGCGCCACCCGUGGGAGCGCAACGCGCUGGAGUCGGUGCUUUCAGUGACAAAGGAGCGUGAGCGCAUGGACGACGUGCGGGCUGGCGACAUCUAUUACGAUGACACCAAGAGCAUCCACGAGCGCAGCAGCACGUGGAUGAACGAGGUGCCGGAGACGCGGUAUGACCAGCUGUACGGAAUCAACCACCCGGAUGUGUCGAAGAUCGGUAUCCGCGCGCAUCUGGAGGUGGAGUACACAAAUCGGAAGGAGGUAAUGGAGAAGGACGCGGCACUUGUGCGGAAGUCGAUCCGUCGUGGCCGCCGUCUGCGCCACCGGGUCGAGGUGUCGAGAACGCACCGAAACGAAGGCUCCCUCACAGCGAAGGAGGGCAAGUAG
Leishmania mexicana MHOM/GT/2001/U1103 is the source of this 1695-nucleotide messenger RNA. RefSeq lists its product as hypothetical. Bases 1 to 1695 code for a protein of 564 amino acids. Gene Ontology annotation, molecular function: protein binding. The record is from RefSeq and is a predicted model, not a curated record. Lineage: Eukaryota; Euglenozoa; Kinetoplastea; Trypanosomatida; Trypanosomatidae. The transcript has a single exon.